CCGUCAGUUCUUCACUUUUCUCUCAGCCAUCAAAGCGGCUCAACUCAGCGAAGUUGGCUACUCCAGCGCCGCCAAACACAACAAACGCCGCAAGAUGUCGAGCGACAUGUACUCAGAGUCUCGCCGGGUCUGCCCUUCGACCCACGGCAACAAGUUUGACACGGCGAACCGCAAGCGCGCGGUGGCGAACAUCUUCGAGAACGUCAACCAGGACGCGCUCAUGAGACUUUUCCAGAAAACCGGUGACAUGAAAGCCGAGGAGAGAGUCAGGAGCAUCUUCUCAUUCUCGCAUGACCCCGAGGAGACGGCCAGAGCUCUGAUGGCUCUCAAACAGAGGAAGAAGGACAAGUUCCUGCGCAUCGCGGGGAUGGUGCGAAACUUUCUGAAGCUGCGCUGAGCGCCUGCACGCGAUGACCCGCGUCUGCGCGGUCGCUUCAUUUCAGACCGCCGGUGACCUGGCUGGCGAUGAAACACAGGUCCAAAGUGGACGACAAGGGACCACUCGGAGAUGAAGGAAAGCCUCGCUAAUGACACGAGCCUUUUGACACAAGACAUGAAGGACUGGACGCACAAGUAUGCGAAGAUGUGGAGGCGCCCGCUCGGUGUGAAGGAACCCGCGGAGCGCGCGCGGAACCCCCGAGCAUCAUGAUAUGAUCUCGUCUCGUCAACUCUAUGCAUUUAAAAAAUGGACUUUAUCAAGUACUGUUGCACCUUAUAGGUGUAUUUGUUGGUGCACAAGAACUGUGACUGGAAACUGAUGUUAUGUUGCCUGAAAAAAUGCCUAUAAACAUUAUGCCUUGUCCCUAUGCCAGUUUGAUAUUGUGAUAUGUCUUUUAAUACUCAGUGGCCACAUAUUUAUUUGUCACAAUAUUAUAACACCAGCUAAUGCAUUUUUUCACAAUGUUCUUUUUCAUUAUUUGUAUAAUAAAUUAUUGUCAAAACGUUUGAA
Molecule: messenger RNA, 949 nt
Organism: Danio aesculapii
Lineage: Eukaryota; Metazoa; Chordata; Actinopteri; Cypriniformes; Danionidae
Gene: tcima
Product: transcriptional and immune response regulator a
Exons: 1
Coding region: 95-397 (100 amino acids)
Biological process (GO): endothelial cell activation involved in immune response; negative regulation of Notch signaling pathway
Cellular component (GO): cytosol; nucleus
Molecular function (GO): Notch binding
Source: RefSeq, a predicted model, not a curated record